AUGGAUUAUGAGGAGACAUUUACACCUGUUGCUAAGAUGACAACGGUACGAACAUUAUUAGUUAUGGCUUCGAUAAAAGGCUGGACCUUACAUCAGAUGGAUGUGAAAAAUGCCUUUCUCCAUGGCGACCUACAAGAAGUUGUGUUUAUGAAACUACCAUCUGGAUGUGUUUUACCAAGACCAAAUGGCUUUUCUCAGAGUUCUUCAGAUCAUUCCUUGUUUCUUCGUACUUCUCCGACAGACUUGCCUACUGGGAUCAUGCUUACACAACAAAAGUAUGCUAGUAAUCUUGUUGCGACGGCUGGUCUUACUGAUGACAAGGUUGUAUACACCCCGAUGGAGAUUAAUACGAAGUACAAGGAGGCAGAUGGAGAACCAUUCAGUGAUCCUACAUUGUAUCGGCAGUUGGUGGGAUCAUUAGUUUAUCUCACUAUGACAAGGCCGGACAUCUCAUAUGCAGUACAAGUUCUAAGUCAGUUUGUGGCUAAUCCUUACCGUGUACAUUACACUGCAUUACUUUGUGUCAUUCGAUAUGUUCGGGGUUCUAUGAGUCGAGGUGUUCUCUUCCGUUCCGAUUCUCCUUUAUGUCUUGAAGGAUAUAUUGAUGCAAAUUGGGCUAGUUGUCCAGAUUCUCGUCGCUCCAUUACUGGUUGGUGCAUGUUUCUUGGCACAUCCUUGAUAUCCUGGAAAUGUAAGAAACAAUCUUGUACGUCUAAAUCAUCUACGGAGACUGAGUAUCGGGCUAUGUCGGCAACAAGUUUAGAAAUUGUUUGGCUAUAA
Molecule: messenger RNA, 780 nt
Organism: Lycium ferocissimum
Lineage: Eukaryota; Viridiplantae; Streptophyta; Magnoliopsida; Solanales; Solanaceae
Exons: 3
Coding region: 1-780 (259 amino acids)
Source: RefSeq, a predicted model, not a curated record